AAUCUCUCAUAUCCACCAUCGCCCCUUUAAGACCGGUCCCCACCCGCUAUCACCGCUUUAAAACAAUAGAGAAGUCCUCCAAGCCGGCUAGAGCGGACGACUUCCGGCGGCGCUCCGCCCUGACUUCCGGUUUACUCACUGUUUCAAAAUGGCCGCCCCCUCCUUUUCGAAAAUGGCGGCGCCCGCAUUGGAGCGGAUCCUGUCGGAUCUCCUGGAACCCGACAGCGCCGGGAUCCGCCAGGCCACGGAGCGGCUGCGAGAGGCGCUGGAGGAGCCCGAGGGGCCCGAAGGCCUCGCGGAGCUGCUGAGGGGGGCGGGGAGGCCGCAGAUCCGACACUUGGCCGCUGUUCUGCUCCGGAAGCGCCUCAGGAAGCUCCCUCAGGAGUUGAUUGACAGGCUCCCUCAUGUCAUCGUUGAGGCCUUGGAUCGAGAGACAGAUUCUUGCAGCAGAGGGGCCCUGGGGCAGCUCGGGGCGAAGCUGCUGCUCCUGGGGGGCCCCAAAUUUUGGGAACCGGUGGAAAAAUGGAUCCAGGAGGCGGCGAGGGACCCCCAGAAAAUGGAGGGGGCACUACGAGUGGUGGGCGUGGCCGUGGGCGUGGCCGGCCCCGCCCUCUCCCGCUCUGGCCCCGCCCUCCUCUCCCUUUCCCGGGGGGCCCUCAGAGCUCGGGGUGACCCCGGAGCCGCCGGCGCCGCCCUGGGGGCCCUGGGGGCGCUCGUGGCCCUCGUGGGACCCAAAAAAACGAAUUUGCUUCGAUCUCUGGUCCCCGAGGUCCUGGCGGCGCUGGAGGAGCUGCUGAACCUGGAUGAGGAGCGCGGGGCCGACGCUCUGGAGGUUUUGGAUGAAUUCCUGGAAGCCAAUCCUGAAUCCCUGAUCCCACACCUGAAGCCCAUGCUGGAGCUCUGCCUGCAGGUGGCCGGGGACGAGUGCAGGGGCGACACCGUGAGGGUUCGGGCCUUGGCCACGCUGACAUUCCUGGCCCAGAAGAGACCCAGGGCCCUGCUCAGGGGGUCCCUGCUGGCCCGGCUGCUCAGGGGGCUCCUGGUUCCCCUCUGUGCCCCAAUGAGGCCCCAAAGCCCCGACCCCGAGGAGAGCUGGGGGGGGGAGGGGCGGCCCUGCCCCCGCCACGGAGCCGCCCAGGUUCUGGAUGCUCUGGCCCAGGGGCUGCCCCCAGAAAAGCUGCUCAAGGAAUUGUUGCCGCUGCUGGAGGGGCCGGGCCGAGGCGCCUGCGCCGGCGGCCGCAAGGGGGCGCUGCUGGCGCUGGCUGCGCUUGCGCGGGGCUGCGGCUCCGCCCUCCGCCAGCGGUACCUGGGCGUGGUCCUGGGGGCCCUGCGGGCGGGGCUGGGAGACCCCGAGGGCGCCGUGAGGGGAGCGGCGGCGGCGGCGCUGAGGGAGCUCAGGGAGGAGCUGCAGCCCGAGGUGUCCGAGGUGGCCGCCCAGGCCCUGCCCGGGGUUUUGGGGCCUUUUUGGGGCUCCCCGGGUUCCCCAAACUCCGACCCCAAAUCCUGGUUCCUGCUGGAGACGCUGCUGGAGGCGCUGG
Zonotrichia leucophrys gambelii is the source of this 1538-nucleotide messenger RNA. It is a transcript of the gene IPO4, whose product is annotated as importin 4. The transcript is spliced from 14 exons. Gene Ontology annotation, biological process: protein import into nucleus. The record is from RefSeq and is a predicted model, not a curated record. The annotation marks the transcript as partial. NCBI's taxonomy places the organism in Eukaryota, Metazoa, Chordata, Aves, Passeriformes, Passerellidae. Gene Ontology annotation, cellular component: cytoplasm; nucleus. Gene Ontology annotation, molecular function: nuclear import signal receptor activity.